This is a messenger RNA of Drosophila erecta, 5105 nucleotides long. RefSeq names its product golgin subfamily A member 4 (gene Golgin245). The transcript has 8 exons. The record is from RefSeq and is a predicted model, not a curated record. NCBI's taxonomy places the organism in Eukaryota, Metazoa, Arthropoda, Insecta, Diptera, Drosophilidae. Gene Ontology annotation, molecular function: small GTPase binding. Bases 146 to 4615 code for a protein of 1489 amino acids. Gene Ontology annotation, biological process: Golgi vesicle transport. Gene Ontology annotation, cellular component: Golgi apparatus.
GAUAACUCCCGAGUGUAUCGGUAGUGUGACCGUUGAAUGAACAUAUGCAGACACGUAUUUAUUUAGAUGUUUUUUAAUUACAAAUUGCAUAGUGCUUAAACCAGGUAGCGCAGCCAGUUGAAAAAGAGCGCAGCAGGCCCCCGAAAUGUUUGCCAACCUGAAGAAUAAGCUGAUCGAGGAGGUGAAGGCGUCGCCAUCGAAGUUCCAGCAAUUUGCGAAUGCUGCACAGGCCGCCGUGAGCUCAUCGUCGAGCACAACACCCAAUUCGGAAACGAACACCAGCAACAAUGAGAACUUCUUCAGCAUCACGGAGGAGGACACGCCUCAGAACUCGCCUUAUCGCAUCCAAAAGCUGCCGGCCACAAGUGCAUCGGCGCUGCGCGGACGCUCGACCCAAUCCCUAAACGGCUCCACCUCCAGGUCGCGCAAGCUCUCCAACUCAUCCAUGGCCAGCGACGUGUCCUUCCGCCUGCCCACCUAUGAAGCGCCAGCUGUGUACCACUUGCAAUCGGAUCUGGAUGAGACGAGCAGCGAGUUCGAUGACUCCGCCUCAACAGCCAGGCUGGAUGUGAUCACCAAGGACCAGCUGUACGAUGCGUACAAGAAGUCUCUUGAUCGUUACCACAAGUACCGCUGUCGGUACACGGAUCUGGCCAAAAAGUACAAGGAACUGGAACGUGACAGCUCCAAGGCGCGGUCUGUGCUGGUGGAGACGCAAGACAAGGCGCUGCGCCGGAUCAGCGAGCUGAGGGAGCAGUGCACACUGGAGCAGCAGGCCAAGGCGCAUUUGGAGGAGGCGCUGCGUGUUGAGAUGGACGACAUGAGCUGCAAAAUGCAGGCUUAUCAGACGAAGCUGCAGCUGCUGGGCGAAAAUCCUGAGAAUAUUACGGCGGCUCUGGAGCGAAGCGGCCAGCAGCUGGAGACGGAACAGCUCAUCGACCUGGAGGAGUCGGCCGGAAAGUCGCCGCCAUCUGCCAAUGGUAGUUCCGGUGUGUCCGACUUACAGAGAUUACUUAAAGAGCGAGAAGAGCAGCUGAAAAGUGUGUCCGAAAAAUACGAGGCUUUGCGCAAACAAGAGGAGGAGAACGUUCUGCUUUUGGCCCAGACAAAGCAGGCCAUCCAUACGGAACUGGAGCUGAAGGACACCGAGGUGCGUCAGCUUCAGGAGAAACUCAAGCAGUUGGAAUCUCAGCGAGAGUCCCACAACAACGAAGCCAAGGAGCAGUUUAAAAAGCUCCAGGCCACGAAGCAGGAAGUCGAUGCCAAACUUAUGGCAACAGAGCACCUGCUGAACACACUGAAAGGAAGCUAUGCGACCAAGGAGCAGCAGGUGGCCACACUCGAAGCGCAACUAGAAACGAUAAAAAUGGAAAACGAGCAGAAAAUAAUAGAACUGCAGCAACAGAACGAGGAAAGAAAUAACCAAGAAAGCGAUUUGAGCGAGCAACUGAAGAAACUUCAAGCAGCCGUUCAGGAUGCAGAGUCUCAGCUUCUGUCCAAGGAUCAGCUUUUGGAAUCUCUCCGAAGCGAACACGCAGCCAAGGAGAAACAAUUGAAGGAUCGGGAAGAGCAGUUGGGUAAAUUAAAACAAGAAAACGAUAAAAACUUGGAUAAACUGCGAGAAAACAAGGAAAGUAGCGAUUCUCAAACUAACGAAGCACAGGAUAAACAAAAGAUACUACAAGCAGCCAAGGACGAAACCGAAACGAAGCUUUUAGCCACGGAACACAUUUUGCACUCCCUCAAGAAUGAUUACAAAGCACAGGAAGAUCAAGUCGCUACGUUGGAAGAUAAGCUAAAAACUCUUUCCAAGGAAAACGAAGUGAAUCUGGAAAAAUUGCGCCUCAUUAAUGAACAAAGCGAAGCUCAAAGUACUGAUUCCCAGGAUAAGAUUAAUGAACUACGUGCAGCUAAGGACGAAGCCGAAGCAAAACUUCUUUCUACAGAACUCAGUCUGAGCGCCCUUCAGGCCGCACUUUCGGCCAAAGAAGAACAGGCCGCAUCCUUGGAACAGAGUUUGAAUGCGCUUAAAAUCGAAAGUGAGCAUAGUUUGCAGGACCUGCGCUUGCACAAUGAUCAGUUGCUCGAAAUUGGCCAGCGCCAUCAACAAAACUACUGGGAAGCUCAGCUUGGUCAAGCAAGAGAAGAAUUAGCAGCUGUUCAAUCGCAACGGGAGCUACAUACUCUCGAGCUCGAGAAGAGGCUGGAAAUAGAGCGCGAGUCUUUGGCCGCUUUAAGUUCAGAGAAAGUCUCCCAGGAGGAACAGCAUAGGCUUAAGCUGGAUCAGCUACAGCGAGAGAUUCAAGUACUGCAGGAUCAGCACACGAACUCGGAGAGCGAAACUGUGGCUGCUCUAAAGGUGCAGUUGGAGGCUCUUAGCCAGGAAUUGGCCACCAGCCAGGCCAGUUUGAUGGCCAAGGAAAAAGAUCUGAAAGCCAGCGGCAACAAGUUGAACAAGAUGAAGAAGCAACACGAGCAGCACCAGGCGAAAUCAAGCGAGCAAAACGCUCGCCUCGAAGCUCUGCAAAGCGAGUUGGCAGAUCGAUUGAGUCACUCUCGGCAAGUAGAGAGCGAAAAGGAAGAGUUGCAAGCACGCGUAACCGGAAUUCUGGAGGAGAUUACCACCAUGCAGGCGCAAAUGCAACAGGUGCAGGACUCACACAGCGAACUGGAACGGGAAAAGCGCAAACUGGAAUCCCGCAUCGAGUCACUGCAGCAGCAGCAGGUGGACAGCAGUGCCCAGGACGAAAGGACCUCAGCUAAGCUGGAGGAGAUCCAGAGCGAAAACACCAAGCUGGCCGAACGCAACUGUCUGCUGGAGGAGCAGGCGAAUCAUUUGGAGUCCCAACUGCAAGCAAAACAAGACGAGAUCGGCAAGAUCCAGGUGAAGCUGCAACAGGUACUGCACGAGCACUCGAAGCUGCAAAAUGCCCAGGAACUGAUGGAUCACGACCAUCGGACGCUGCAGGAUAAAUGCGAUGCCUACGAAAAGGAUAAGCUGCUGACCGAAGGCACUCUGGACCGCCUGCAAGCGGCCAGUAUGGAUCUGCAGUCUCUUAAUGCCAGUUUAGAUCGAGAUUUGCAGGAGCAGCAAGAACAACUGCUAGAGCUAAGAAUGCGACAAAGGGAACAGGAGCAGCAGCUGAAAGACCAAGCCGAGCGAUGCGCGGAAUUGGAGGCCCAGAACACUGAAAGUGAGACCCAGCUGCAGGCCACGAUCAGCAAUCUUCGCGAGCAACUUGAUGCUUAUAAGCAGACAGAACAGAGCAUCCAGGAGAAGUUGCAAGCCACCAAUUCGUCCUACACCACGCAAAUUGCCUCAUUGGAAGCUCGCUGGAGCGCAGCCAAUUCCGACGUAGAGCGCCUUCACGAAGCCAAUGAUGCCCUGCAGUUGGAGAUGGAACAGUUGAAGAUUAAGCACGGCCAGGAACGCGAGGAAGUGAAGGAGUCCAUAGCCCAGAAAAACCGGCAGGUGGUGGAGCUUCAAGAAGCCAUGGCUAUAAAGGAUCGUCAGUUACAGGAGAAGGUUGAGGCCUCAGAAAAAUUGGCAAAAUUCGAUGAGAUCCUGAUCGAGAACGAGUAUUUAAAUAAACACACGAAGCAAUUGGAGACGGAGUUGGCUGAGAGUGCGGAGCUGAAGGAUAAACUGAAAUCCCUGCAAUGUGAAUUGUACGUUCUUCAGGAAAAGGCCGAGCAGCAUGCCGCCCAAAUGUCCGAAAAGGAAACGCAGAGUGCGACGGCAACGGCAGAGGUGUCCGAACUGAAGAAAGCCAUCGAGGAACAGGCAGUAGAGUUGACACGGCAGAAGGAGCACGCAAGCUUUGUCACCCAGCAGAGUGAUGCGGUCCAAAAGGAUCUUCUUCAAGUCCAGCAGCAGCUUCACGAUAAGGAAAUCGAAUUAACAAAGAGCCAGGAUGAACAGUCCAGUCUGCAGGCUGCUGUAGAAGGCCUACAGCAAGAAUUGACUACUCUUAAAGACCAGUCAUCCGCCUCCACGGACUCCGACAGCCUGCGCAGCCUCAACGAGCGACUGCAGCGGGAACUGGAGGAUCUCACACACAAGAGCGCCGGUGCGGAGUCCAAUAUGCAGCAGGAGAUCGAGGAGUUGCAGGCUAACAACCAGCAAAUGGCAGAGCGCAUCAACGAGCUGGAAACCUUGCGAGCCGGCAUACAAGCCCAGCAACUCCUCGCCAGCAUGGCGCCCAAAAACGUCCAGGAGGCGGCCGCUGCUGGCGAGAAGGCGGAACUAGAGACUAAACUUAAAGAGAUUAUGAACGAGGUGCAGGACGUGACGAAUCGAAACCUCUUCCUGGAGCAAAAAUGCGAGAACUUCCUGAUACUCGAACAGUCCAACGAGCGACUUAAGCUGCAGAAUGCGAAACUCUCGCGGCAACUGGAUGAAACCCUGGUAUCCAUGCAACACAGCGAGGCUGUUCCGGCUAACACGGAAUUUGAAUACUUGCGCAACAUCAUGUUCCAGUACCUAACUGGGAACACGAACAACGAGACACUUGUCAAGGUGAUAUCGGCAGUGCUCAAAUUCUCGCCGCAGCAGGCCCAGGUUGCCCUGGAAAAGGAGCAUCAGCGGAGAUCUCUGCUGAACAAACUGAUCUAGCAUGAACUGAUGGCUCUCUACGGCGGAGACUGGAACUGGGAGCCCUGCCCGGUGACGCUUCUAGAUCGGAAAUGAAGUCGGUGUGAUUGGCCCGAGAUCACAAGUACCUUAUACCUCACCCUAGCGCAUGAGUUGGGUGGUUCCGGCUGAUUCUGCAGGCAUUUCGAGUAGUAGAAGCGGCGGAUGUGUGUGUAUACCCCAUACUAGAUCAAUGUUAUUGUACAGUCCACGAAUGAACUAUAGCUACUUCUGUCCAAAUCCAUGCCAAGCACUUUUGUACAUUUUAAUUACGCUUUCCUUUGUUUCCGGCAUUCACUUGCUUGCGUUUCAUGCCCCAUGUCCCCCACUUAACCCCAAUCUAACCUAAGUGCAAUCGUUUUGUGUAUUUUAGUUGUAAGUUAAAAUUUGUAAAGAUCCGCAGCGCAGUUGGCAUUUAGUUUAAUUCAAAAUCUAUACAAGUACAUACAUAAAUAAAUAGUUGCAAUUCAUA